AUGACUUGCUCUUUCCUGCAGAAGUUAACUCGACGCAUAAAGGAACAUGGAACAAUACUUUGUGUAGGGAUAGACCCCCCUCUCGCGUGCCCUACCACUGACGAUCUACGUGGUUUCAAUCGACAGCAGCUGCUAGAAGAUUUGCACGAAAAAUGUGUCUGCCUUAUACGAAAGACGUCAGACUUCGUCUGUUGUUUUAAGCCCAAUGUGGCGUUUUUCGAACAAUAUGGAUCCGGGGGAAUGGAGGUUCUACAACGAAUUUGCAGAGAAAUACCGGAAGAUAUUCCGAUUAUCCUUGACGCCAAAAGAGCCGCGACAGAUGAAGCAGCUGAGGCGAUGGCAAGUGCAUUCUAUUCGGCCUACAAUGCUGACUGCGUGACUUUAGACCCUUACCUGGGUGAAGGCGCGAUCCUUCCGUUCAUUAAGGAGAAAGGGAAAGGAGUAUUUGUUGUCUGCCGGAGUUCAAACCCGCGAAGUUCAGACUUGCAGGGUUUCAUUGUAGUAGAGGGUUUUGGGGCAGCAGCUGGCAAGGAGGAUGGCGCUCCCGUGGAGGUGUUCAUGGAGGUGGCUCACAUGUGUGACAGAGCCCGAAGACAGAGGGAACCUGAGCUUUCCAAAGAGGGGGGAUUGGUGGGCAUCGUGGUCGGCUCCACGUACCCAAAAGACAUGAAGAGAAUUCGAUCUGCCUUUCCUGACUUGUGGUUCCUUUCCCCGGGCAUCGGCGCUCAAGGGGGAGACCUUGCGGCAACAAUAGAAGCAGGUCUGAGGCAGGACGGACUCGGGCUCAUUGUGAACGUAGGGCGUGCGAUCUCUGAAGCCAAGGACCCGGGGAAAGCUGCGGAGGCCUUUCGGGACGAAAUGAGGCAAAUUAUGCGCAAAGUCACACUAUGA
Molecule: messenger RNA, 891 nt
Organism: Eimeria necatrix
Lineage: Eukaryota; Apicomplexa; Conoidasida; Eucoccidiorida; Eimeriidae
Product: orotidine-monophosphate-decarboxylase, putative
Exons: 6
Coding region: 1-891 (296 amino acids)
Biological process (GO): 'de novo' pyrimidine nucleobase biosynthetic process; pyrimidine nucleotide biosynthetic process
Molecular function (GO): orotidine-5'-phosphate decarboxylase activity
Source: RefSeq, a predicted model, not a curated record